AUGUCUCGCACAUUACGGGCGCAACAACACUUACCUCUCUUUACACGUUCAUUCACCAAUGGUGGUAAUUCACCACCGUCACCACUUAACUACUUUCAAUCUCGUUCACUUCCCAGCAAUACAAUCAUUAAAUUUGUACCUCAACAGCAAGCAUGGAUUGUUGAAAGAAUGGGUAAGUUCAAUCGGAUCUUGCCACCGGGUCUUGCAUUUUUGGUGCCCGUUAUUGAUAAAAUCACUUAUGUUCAAUCUUUGAAGGAAACUGCUAUUGAGAUCCCUACACAAAGCGCAAUCACUUCAGAUAAUGUAAGCUUGGAGCUUGAUGGUGUCCUUUACGUCAAGGUUAAUGAUCCAUACAAGGCCAGCUACGGAGUUGAAGAUUUCCAAUUCGCCAUUAGCCAAUUAGCACAAACCACAAUGAGGUCGGAGAUUGGUAAUUUGACCUUGGACUCUGUAUUGAAAGAACGUCAGGCUUUGAACAAUAACAUCAACCAAAUUAUCAACGAAGCGGCAAACGAUAACUGGGGUGUCGAGUGUUUGAGAUACGAGAUUAGAGAUAUACAUCCACCAAACGAAGUACUUGAAGCUAUGCACAGACAAGUGAGUGCCGAGAGGUCGAAACGUGCUGAGAUCUUGGAAUCUGAAGGUAAUAGGCAAAGCAAGAUCAAUAUAAGUGAGGGUGAAAAGCAAAGUGUUAUUUUGCAAUCUGAGGCCAACAAGAUUCAACAAAUCAAUGAGGCGCAAGGUGAAGCAGAACAAAUCAAAUUGAAAGCAGAAGCAACUGCUAAAGGAUUAAAGAUUAUUGCUGAUGCCAUAAAGAACACCGAGGGUGGUCAAGAAGCAAUCAAUUUACAGAUUGCUCAAGAAUAUAUCAAGGAGUUUGGUAAAUUGGCUAAGGAGAGUAACACUUUGGUUGUCCCAUCCGAUGUGGGAGACAUUUCCAGCUUUAUGGCACAAGGUUUGUCCAUAUACAAGAGCUUGAACCAAAAAGCAGAAAUUGGACAAAAAGAAAAGUAA
Molecule: messenger RNA, 1014 nt
Organism: Lodderomyces elongisporus
Lineage: Eukaryota; Fungi; Ascomycota; Pichiomycetes; Serinales; Debaryomycetaceae
Gene: SLP2
Product: Slp2p
Exons: 1
Coding region: 1-1014 (337 amino acids)
Biological process (GO): mitochondrion organization
Cellular component (GO): membrane; mitochondrion
Source: RefSeq, a predicted model, not a curated record